Bufo bufo (common toad) is the source of this 2132-nucleotide messenger RNA. RefSeq names its product chromosome 5 C8orf34 homolog (gene C5H8orf34). The record is from RefSeq and is a predicted model, not a curated record. NCBI's taxonomy places the organism in Eukaryota, Metazoa, Chordata, Amphibia, Anura, Bufonidae. Bases 51 to 1922 code for a protein of 623 amino acids. The transcript is spliced from 15 exons.
UGGGGGUAGAAGCCCAGCACCCCUCCAGCUAGAGAUCGGGAGGUGUCCUGAUGGCGUCUCGACAGCAAAAUCGGAUUCAGAUCUACUUGGAGACGAAUAAGAUAGGUCCUCUCUUUGAGGAAUUAAUGACUAAGCUGAUCACAGAGACACCAGACCAGCCAAUUCCAUUUUUAAUUAAUCAUCUCCAAUCAAAGCUGGGAAAUGUUGGCCCGCUUCCUAGGACACUGUCUGGAUCAGCUGCUCUGUGGGCAGAAAGUGAAUCAGCAGAAUACAAAGGGAUGAGAAGGGACUUCAGGUGCUAUGACAAACCCUGGCAAGUAAACGCAAAGAAGCCGAAAAAGUCCAAGAGUGAUCUUGCAGUUUGCAAUAUUUCACCACCAUCUCCGGAAUCUAAAUCUUUGCCUAGAUCUAUUGAACACCCUAAAUGGGACUGGCGGACAAAGCCAGAAAGCCAAGAUUUUGAUGAAUUAAACCACAUCCUUCAAGAAAGCAAAAAACUUGGUAAAGCUCUGGAGAAUCUGUCACGGAGUAUUGCUGUUUCAGAUGAACUGGAACAGGACACAAGAGCAUUUAACUCCUCACUUCUGAGACCCUGUGUGAUUGGAGAAUGGGUGGGACGUGAAGACAAUGACAUUGACCCUUUAGCUUCUGAAAUGAUACAACCUCCUGUACCAAGAAAUAAGAAUGAACAGCACGAAGGGGAUGAAGGCAGUGUUAGUCCUGCUGGGAGUUUAAAGAUGGAGCCGAAAAACAAAGGUCUGAAGCAGCAGCAGCAGCAACAUAAGAAGCUGUUAGCGGCCAUGCUUUCCCAAGACUCCUUUGACUCCGUACACAGCGCUCCUGCGUCUGUCACAGAGGAAGAUAUUGAUAAUGAGGAUGAUGCAAUGGAACUGCUAGAAGACCUUGAUGAUCUUCGAAUGGAAGGUGUUACCAGCCUCAUGCCAUCUGGAAGUAAAUUUAGCCAAGGUCGUAGCACUUACACCACUGAACCUCAAGCAAAAGUCACUCUAAACAUCUGCUCAAGGUGUGCAAGAUUGCAAGGAGAUAAUCUAGCUCAGGGAGAAGAGGUGGUGCCAAAAGAAAGCUCCUCUCCUGCGAAAGGUGCAGCAAAUGCCAGGGAUUCAUUGCCUGGAGCAGAAACAUUAAUGGAAGAUGAUGAAGAAUUUGAAAGCGCAUCUCAAGUGACAGGACCUCGUCAACCAGUCUGGGACUUGGAUGUCUUGUCUGCCAGAAGUGGGGGCACGUCGAACCAAAAACUCUUGAAAGAAGCUUUAACCGCAAAGGAACUGCAGAGCAUGGAAAAGCAUCUAGCUGAUAUUGAAAAAGACUUGGCACUAAUGGCGGAAGCAAGUAUGUCACGGAGCCCAGCAAGCCAACAAGGAGCUGGCACAGUUGGAAGUGACCCUCAAGGAAGUUACCAUGCCUCAAAUGUGCAAAACACAAAACCACAAGUGCCAAACCAAACUACAAAAAACUUACAGCUUCAUCUCCAAGGAAACAAGUCACCUCCUCUAAGUAACAGUAGAACUCAUGGUUCAAAUCCACCAAACAGUAGACCGCAGACUCCAAACUCACAGUCAAGUAAACUUCAAACACCUGUGACUCCAUUGGCCAGACCAGGAACUCCGAACAGCAUGUUGAAUCGACCCCUCACUCCAAGCAAUCAGGGAAACAAAGAAGGAAUCUCUCCGGGACAUAGGAGUAGAUCUGUAACUGUUAAAAGUCAAGUUGGGUGGACUUCUAGUACAUUAUCAGGAGUUUCUGUUCAGGUUGCUGCAGACACACCAGGAAUUGCUUCUCAUCGAAACAGUGUUGCAGAGGAGGAAUCCUAUGAACAACUCCAAGGAUCUCGUCAACCAUGGACUCUUCCAAGUGACACAGACAGUGAAGGUGUGGAGACAGAAAAGGAAAAACGUUUGUGAUGCCACAAGACAAAUCGUGAACCAGUGAACAAUCUGUACUAGGAUAGAAGACAAUUUUUCCAAUGAUUUUAAUUGAUUGCAAGAACAGUUAUUUUUUUAGUGUGUUUAGUAAUUGAGAAAAUGUCUUAAUCAAUAAUGGAAGCUAACUUUCUUAUUCGAUAAUCUGUAGUUAUGGUAAGCUUUUCUUACAUGUAACUGGCCACAAUUAUG